Messenger RNA from Cercopithifilaria johnstoni, 2562 nucleotides. The record is from the annotation of a GenBank genome assembly. Lineage: Eukaryota; Metazoa; Nematoda; Chromadorea; Rhabditida; Onchocercidae.
AUGACGAGAAAAAGAAUAAAGAAAAAUGCAAAAGAAUACGGAACAAGGAAAACAGUGCAACGCACCUCGAGAGCGACACUUCCACGUUGCAGAACUGAUGGAGCAAAUAUCCCAAACUAUGUAAUUUCAAAAUCACAGCAAAAUGUGGACUCAAGAAUUGGAAGUGAAGUUGCAAAUAUGCUUGUCGGUAUUAGCAGUGAACCAAUUUUUUCCGCAGUGCCUUUUAUCUCCAAUCAAAAUUCUAGCAAAAGAAAAACUCAUAUUAGAUUUCUGCCAAUAAACGCAACAACUGGACGUGAAUUCAAUUCUCGCAGCGAUGUUUGGCAGCCAGCAGUAAUGGAUAUUGAAAUGGACGAAAAUCAAAUAUAUCCUCGUGGUUUGACAGGACUAACAAAUUUGGGUAAUACGUGCUAUAUGAAUGCAGCCGUUCAAGCGCUCUCAAAUUGUCCUCCUUUUUCUGACUUCUUCCGUUCGCUUGAUUCUGUCGCUUCCUUUGCUUCAAAGAUGUUAGAUAAUAAUGCAGAACCGCCUGUUUCACGUUCAUUUCGUUGUCUACUUCAAGCACUUUGGUCUGAGGAACGAAGUCGUUGCAUUAAUCCACAACUUUUCCUUACUCAAGUUCGCCAUCAUUACCCACAGUUUUGUGGUCUGACACAGCAGGAUGCUCAGGAAUUUAUUAGAUGCCUUCUAGAUGUAUUGCAUCGCGAAUUACGUCAACCUGUUUUUGCUUGGGAAUAUCGGAAUAUUACACAUAGCUGUAAUAUACAGACGAAAAAUGAAAUCAUUUCUGGUUUUAUACGGAACAAAUACGUUCCAUCGCAUUCCAGUAGUCGCGAAUCUGAUGAUGAUGAACGAUAUGAAACUGCUGAUAGUGGCUGGAGCUCUGAUGGAGAAAUGCCUACAGCUUCAAAGGCAAAUAAACACUUGGAACCCAUAUGCAGCCAUCAACUAACACAGAUUCCAGUUCAUUCCGAUAAUCAACAGGAAUCAGCAGAAGCGGAUCAACGAAGCAGGAAAUCUAGGUCACCGAUUUAUUACCGAAGUUUGGUAACAGAAGUCUUUGAUGGGCGUUUAAGUAGUAUUGUAAAAUGUCUUACGUGUCAUCAUCUUUCAGAAACAUGUGAAACUUUUCAGGACUUAUCAUUGAGCAUUCCUACAAGAGAACAACUUGAGCGCAUUGCGUCAUACUCAAUGGAUCUAAACAGCGAAGACAGGAAAGUAAGCAGGAAUGAGCAAGAAGAAGAUGAUGGCAAUAACAGCAGUUUUUGGAAGUGGCCAUGGUGGCUUGGAGGGAACUUGUUUCGUUCGGUAUAUCAUUAUCUGUUUGGAGAUUUGGUUUCUCUGAAUGAUGCACUUGCAGCGUUCUUUUUGCCGGAUGAUCUUUGCGGGGAAAAUAUGUAUUCUUGCGAAAAAUGUGCCAAAUUGCGAAAUGGUGUCAAAAUUUGUAAAAUCAUCAAUCCACCAGAAAUCUUAUGCAUACAUUUGAAACGGUUUCGACAUGAACUAUCGUAUUCAGUUAAAAUACGGAACAUGGUGACAUUUCCGGUACAUGAUUUGGAUUUGACGCCAUUUAUCUCCAAUUUCGAAAAAAACAAAGAACCAGUACUCUACGAUUUAGUUGCAUUCAUCACACAUUAUGGUGCAAAUGCUGAGAGUGGGCAUUAUGUUGCUUAUUGCAAGAAUGAGAUGGAUGACAAUUGGUACGAAUUUGAUGAUACUGUGGUAACUCGGUUGGAAACAGCUGAUAUUUUAAGUAAAGAAGCCUAUGUAUUGUUUUAUCAGAGGCAGUCAUCGCAGAGUAUGGACGACAUUCGGAUUCGCGUGAGACAAAUACUUGAAGAGAACGAUAAAACAAAGGUCCCGUUGCAUAACUAUAUUUCACGAGAAUGGUUGCAUCGUUUUUCAACGUUUUCAAAUCCUGGACCUAUUACUAAUUAUGAUUUUCUUUGUCAACACUCACAAAUUCUUCCACGUAGAGCAGCAUGUCUUACUGAUUAUUAUGCAACGAUCAGCAAUUUAUUGUGGGAUUUUCUAUAUGAAAAAUUUGGUGGUGGACCCGCAAGUUCCGAGUUGCACUACUGCUUACCCUGUCAAAAUGAGUUCCAAAAAAUGAAGCAUAAACGUGAAAUUGAGCUCAAAGCGUUCUUAACAUUGGAAGGACAGCUGAAGCAGUUGAAAAAUGAUAUCCCAGCUCUUACUUAUGGUUAUUACAUGCCACCAAAUGUUAUCGCGAAAGCCUGGAUUGACAAGUGGAAGGCAUUUGUUGAAGAAAAUGAAUUUGAACCACCGGGAUCUAUUGAUAACAACACCAUACUGGUUUGUAGUAAUACGUGUGGUGCAAAACCACAUUUACGUGCUUCGCAAUAUGUGCAGUUACCUCGUGAAGCUUGGUUAUUUUUCCAAUCAAUAUACGGCGGUGGACCUGAAUUGCUGUGCAUUCCGGACGACCACCCAUCUUCGGAAAAUCUGCAAGAAUUGAUUGCAAAAGUUAACGAGAAGAUUGUGAAAACUUUGGAAAACUUGAAAAUGAGAAGUGCAGUUGACAUACCAUUCUCGCCAUAA